Messenger RNA from Symbiodinium necroappetens, 1038 nucleotides. The record is from the annotation of a GenBank genome assembly. Lineage: Eukaryota; Dinophyceae; Suessiales; Symbiodiniaceae.
AUGGCAACGGAGGAGCCACGUGAUGAAGACGAGGAUGUCGAAGGUGACCAGGCUGACGGCACCCUGGAUCCAGAGCUGCUGGCUGCAUGUAUGAGGAAUGACACUGAAGCGGCUAAGCGAUUGAUCGAGCAGGGAGCGAAUCCCUGCUGCGAAGACCAGCGGCAGUGGAGCCCACUGAUCUGGGCUGCCUCGCACGGCAACGAGGACCUCACCAGACUACUGAUCAAACACAAUGCCGCGGAGGUGUACAAAUCUGAUGAGACAAAGGUGCGCAAGAAGCACAGCCCUCUUCAUUGGGCGGCCUUUAAGGGUCAUCUCAAGGUCUUGUGGCUGCUGAUGGCGCCACCGCAAAACCUGUCGCAUCACGAACGGGACGCCAUAGGCAACACGCCGCUACAUCAGGCAGCAGCAGGAGGAAAUCUGGAGUGUGCGAAAUGCCUCAUGGCACAGGGUUGCGACGUCCUCGCCAAGAAUGACCGAGGGCAUACCCCCUUUGCGUUGUGCACAGAUCCAGACGUACAGCAGCUUUUGCAGAAUGCGAUGAAUGCCACAGCCUGCAAGGCUUCUGGGAAGCAGUUUUCUUCCACGGUGCUGAGAUACUUGUGCUCAUGGUCUUUGGAUGUGUUCUGCGAGAAGGAGAUCACACAGACGUUUGUUUUCGAGCACCCCGAAGCAACCGAGAAGGAGAAACCUGUAACCUGGUGCAAUGAGGUCAGAACGACCAUCCAGGAGCUGGAGCAUCAGCUAACCAAUGCUAUGCACCUUAAUCAGCUCGAGACGGUCACUGCCGCAUUGGAAGCUGCUGCUGACAAGCCUGUCGAUUGCAAGCUGGUGCACCAGUGUAACCAGCUGAAGGAGAAGCUUGAGUCGGAAAUACAGCUAGGGAAAGCGAUGCAGGUGACAACCAUCACCGACUUGGACGAGUUUGACAGCGUGCACGAUGCGUUGAGCAAGGCCAUUGACGAUGCAGUCGCAAAGAAAGCGGACCCAGUGCGAGUCCAAGCUGCAAAAACCUUGCGGCGGAAGCUUCUGGCAGAA